Molecule: messenger RNA, 1355 nt
Organism: Ilyonectria robusta
Lineage: Eukaryota; Fungi; Ascomycota; Sordariomycetes; Hypocreales; Nectriaceae
Exons: 4
Coding region: 85-873 (262 amino acids)
Biological process (GO): modification-dependent protein catabolic process; protein ubiquitination
Cellular component (GO): nucleus; cytoplasm
Molecular function (GO): protein tag activity; ubiquitin protein ligase binding
Source: RefSeq, a predicted model, not a curated record
UGCCUUUCUCCAACCAACCAAGACCACACCACGAUCACCCAGCCCCUCCCACAUACAUUUCCCGAGGGCGUCAAAAGCCCAUCCAUGAUGUCUUUCAGUACAUUUCCCGUAUAUAACUCAGAUAUGGGCACCCUGGAGGUGAAUAUCUCUGAAGAGAUUCAGGUUGCCGACAUCAAAGAUCAGAUCUUCCAACAGCUCAAAAUACCUCCUUCAUCCCAGAUUCUGACUGCCGGGGGAUUGAUGCUCUCGGACGGCAUGGGACUCGAGGAAAUCAAAAGAACGCAAUGCUCUCGCCUCGGGUUGAUUAUUCGAGAGCAUCGACCAUACGAAGUUCCCACGAGAAAACCCAAAGAAGUCAGGAUCGAAUUCGACGUCUCAUUCGAAAAGCAGUGGUUCCCGUUUUCAUGCACCCAGAGCACGCGAGAUCUGGUCUAUCAUGUCAAGAGAAAAGUCUCAGAAAGCUAUAAGAUACCUGUCAAGUACCAGCAGCUGUCGUACGGUGACACGGACGACAUGAAUAACGGCCGCCAGUUAUCCUACUACCUGGUGUCUGGCAGCAGAGACGUUGAGUCAUCCGUUCGUUUGCGCUUCACAUACGUUGGACCCGAGGUAUCAGAGGACGACCCAAAAUUCAAAUCGAGACAGAUAUUCGUGAAAACGUUGGCGGGGAAGACCAUAACAAUCAACAACACCACGGAAGUCACCACGAUUUUCACUCUCAAAUGCUUGAUCCAAGAGAAAGUAGGCACCCCGACGGAUGAGCAGAGGCUAAUAUACGGAGGAAAACAACUCCCAGACUUGGGAACAUUAGGAGAUUAUGGGAUCGAAGCCGAGUCGACAGUUUAUCUGAUGCUGCGACUGCGGGGGGGUUAGAAGGAUUCUUGUGGCCGCGUAGUCGCCGACUCCUUUGACCACGAUGCACAGCACCCUCGUCCCAGACGCCCUCGCCUCUAUCUCGAACGCCAUGAGGCCGUGACGCUUGGCCACCCUGCCGCGGUCCUCACCGGACUUUACCACCAUGUCGCCCGACCCGACGCGCCCGAUGAAUAUUGAAGGCGCCUGCGCCUCAUUGCCGCGGCCCUCACGCUCCAGCUGUCGAUUUCAGCCGCUCCCGCCGCACCAUGUACUUGUCUGUUAUGGUUGUCCCUGGGGAUCCGUCGUAUGGUACGUAGGAUCUGACGGUGUGCAAGUAGAUGUCGACGGUUGGUACAAGACGCUCAUGUAUCAGGAGAUAUCAUAGUAUUUAAUGGUACUUGGUAAUAUGUCUUGAUAAUGUAUGAGUAAAGUCUUCAUUGUUGACCUCAAUGUUCCUGAGGUCAGGUUCUACCUUUUAUAGGGGAGUCGUGCUAUUCACA